AUGUCACUCAACGACACAACCUCACCCGCCGGAUACAUCGACCUCUUAUCUCAAAUUAAUCCACAGUCAUUAACAGGCUUUGAUCCGAAUAUUGGAUCCAGCCAGGCCCAGAUGUUUCAUUUGCGGGACCCAAUGGCUAGUAGCCCUCUGCUAUUUCAAGAUAGCCUUCAUUCUCUUCUCGAAAACGAUCGGCUGGCAUGCAAAGACUCUGACACGAGUUUAGUUGCCCAACUCAAAUGGCAACUCACAGAAUCACAGCACACUGUCGCCAGUCUGCAGGCUGAUAGACUCAGGCUGAUCAACGAAAAUGCUGGCCUCAAUUCCACUUGCCAAGCUUUACAGAAUGUUAUUGUCAAUAUCCGUGGUUCCGCGAGCUCUGUAGCAUCGACAUCAUCAUCUCUAUCCGCAUGUGACACCUCGAACAUCAUUUCCGACGAUCAAAAACCUUUGUUAGUGGGCGAGAUAGUCGCUGAAGAAUGCGAUCAAGAACUUGAUCGGAAGGACUAUCCGUCAAUUCGAUCGUGGACGAAGAAGGAAUGGCAGGUACAAUAUCCGAAAAGCACAUCCGCUGAACCCGAAAGUUCUAGAUGCACAUCUCGAGGAUCUGGGUGCAUGGCGCAAGGCAUCAAUGUGUCGUGUACUUACUUGCAGGACGAGAAAGGCGAGCCUGUUUCGGCUGAUCGUGCGAAGAGCAUCCGCAAUCAUAUGCUCUCAAGCUUCCAGCAACUUCAAUCCCAAGGCCUCGCACCGGUGUCUAUUGGCCAAGCCUCGUUGCAAGUCUUACGGUGGCUUAUUCAUACUCUGCGCAAAGAGUAUAUCGAAUUUCGUUUGUGUGCCGACAACUGGAAGGCAAUGAAGCUGAUGACCGACAAUUACUCUCAAUGGUCGACCUACCAUGUCAAGGGCAAGAAAGCCAGCAAGCGCGUUAAGGCCGAGCCUGGUGACGAACUCGAAGUGGAACAUACGAAGAAGCGAGCACGGAUCAAUUCAGAUAUAAUCUCCGAGCCUGUCACCGAGCCUUCUACUAGUACCAAUGAAGCGAUACCUGACACACUGCGACACCCCUCCCUCGACCGUGAACCAACACCACCACCCAGCACCAAUAAAGGCAAAGGCAAAGAGGUGCCUAUUGUAGAGAUCAAAAACCCUCUUUCUAAUCUUCUUAUGAAACCUCAGCCCAGACCCGUUCCACCCAAACUUCCUCCGACUUCUAUCGAUUCCUCAACUUCUAUCGUCUCCUCGAGUUCUGAAUCCAACCCGGCUGUAGUCCUGCCCUCACACAUCAUCACACCAGUAUCCAUGACCGACAUCUCAUCGAGCUCAAAUUCGACUUCACUUGCCGAUCUGGCUUCACUCGCUGUGAAAAUGGAACUUGUCAAUGCUAACACGAUCGACUCGAAGGCUGAUGCCAUCAAGAAGCGACAGCCGAGUACCAAGCCGAUGCGUGUGAGCCCCAAGAUCAUGGCGCGGAAUCUUUGCGCCCUCGAGUGGCAGUCAAACGGCCAUCAAAAGGAACCAGCCAGUGUCUUCGCUACUUACUGGAAUAGGUUGUCUACAGCUGACAAAGAGUUAUACAAGUGCAAAGCAGCUGUUCAGCUGUCUGCCCCAGGACUGGCUCAAGCAGACGACAACCAGGAUGAAUAG
Suillus subaureus is the source of this 1644-nucleotide messenger RNA. RefSeq lists its product as uncharacterized. The transcript is spliced from 9 exons. NCBI's taxonomy places the organism in Eukaryota, Fungi, Basidiomycota, Agaricomycetes, Boletales, Suillaceae. The record is from RefSeq and is a predicted model, not a curated record. Bases 1 to 1644 code for a protein of 547 amino acids.